CAGAAAUGGCGCCGCAAAAGCAAAAUGUCUUACUCUAGUGCUCUCCUGAUCCUCUGCACGUCGGCGUCCAUCUGGAGCCUCAUUGAACCUGACGUACUAAAUCAAGGCAAAGGUCGAGUAGAGCUACCCUACAGGAAAACACAGCAAAACUUUCUCUGCUCGACCCCAUGUACGAGCGGACUUCACCACGAGCUCGCCGAUGCCACAAGCCGAACGUCAGGCAAUAACAAAAAACCGCUUCACCAAGCACUCGACAAAAAAAUCAUUAGAUAACGCGUCGUCUUCGCGCAUCUCCCCAAUUGCCCUCGUAGUAACCGCCGUCGCUAUCGCAACAAAAAUGACGGGCACUUACUACCUCAUCUACUAUCCUACCUCUCACGGGACCCUCCAACGCGGCUUCACCACCUGUGAAACCACGGCCAAGAAAGCCUACGAGCUCUGCCACGUCCUCAGCCUACAAUCAUGGAACGUCCAGAAAGGCAGCACGACCAACCAUACCGCGUACGCGCAGAACAAGGCGAGCGACGGUGGCGCUACGCAGCUUUCGGGAGGAUGGGUGACCAACGGGGUGUCCAGGGCGAUUUGGGAGUACGAGAAGAAGUAUGGAGAGAUCCAGAUAUCGACGAAGGGCGUUGGGCUGCCGGAUUAAUAUAUCGAUGAAGAGGAGGAUGUCGAAGUUACGCAGCAGCUAUACCUUCGUCAUGGGUGCCGAGUUCCGAGCCGUGUUGCGAAUCGAGC
Trematosphaeria pertusa is the source of this 738-nucleotide messenger RNA. RefSeq lists its product as uncharacterized. The coding region runs from base 200 to 649 and encodes 149 amino acids. NCBI's taxonomy places the organism in Eukaryota, Fungi, Ascomycota, Dothideomycetes, Pleosporales, Trematosphaeriaceae. The record is from RefSeq and is a predicted model, not a curated record. The transcript has 2 exons.